This is a messenger RNA of Ostrinia furnacalis (Asian corn borer), 3366 nucleotides long. RefSeq lists its product as uncharacterized. Lineage: Eukaryota; Metazoa; Arthropoda; Insecta; Lepidoptera; Crambidae. Gene Ontology annotation, molecular function: nucleic acid binding; zinc ion binding. The record is from RefSeq and is a predicted model, not a curated record. The transcript has 3 exons. Bases 199 to 3366 code for a protein of 1055 amino acids.
AUAAGUAAAUAAAUUAAAAACUGUACAAUCAUUAAAAACCGUAAAUUAAACUUAAAUUAUUAGGGAUAAUAUUGUAACUAACUAAGCACAUAAGUAAAGCAAUAAUCAAGUGUAUUUACAAUAUUUACAACAUUAUCUAGACCUAAAUUAAUCCCUAUUAUUGUGUAAAUUCCAGGUCUGCGACACCUGUCUUCCAAUAUGACCGAUAAGGAUCUAAGAAAGCGCAGAGGCAGUUAUAAAGGGAGAUUAACGGUAUUUGGUAACUUUUUAUCCUCUUUAAAACUUUCUGAACUAACACCAUGUCAGGCAAUGGAAUUGCAAUUGCGUACCGAAAAAUUAGAAAACUUAUAUACUGAAUUUGAUAGUGUACAACAAGAGUUAGAGUUAAUCUCAGAAACACCUGAAAUUGAGGCAACCGAAAGAACUAAUGUCGAGACGCAAUAUUUUUCACUGUUGGCUAAAGCUAAAUUUAUGCUCAAUUUAUUUGCUAAAUCACAAGACGACUGUGAAUCAAAAUUAAGUCAUAGUUCGGUAAGUAAUCAGAUAGUCAAGUUGCCCACAAUUCAACUGCCAAAAUUCACUGGAUUGUAUGACAAUUGGUUGGAAUUUCGCGAUACCUUUUCGAGUCUCAUCCACAACAAUGAUAACAUUGAUGAAAUUAACAAAUUUCACUACCUUAGAUCGUCUUUGGAAGGGUCAGCUGCUGUUGUAAUCCAGGCCAUUGAAUUUUCUGCACAAAAUUAUAAAAUUGCAUGGGAUCUCUUAUGUGAGCGAUUUGAUAAUAAGAGAUUAUUAAUUCAAAACCACGUCACAGCACUUUUUAAUCUUGAACAAAUCACACAGGAGUCCUCAUCUUCACUGAAACGCAUGAUUGACUCAGUAAAUAAAAACAUUCGAGCACUAAGUUCACUAGGAGAGCCUGUUGACAGUUGGGACACGUUACUGAUUCAUAUUAUUAGUCAAAAAUUGGAUACUAAAUCUUUCCGCGAGUGGGAAGAAUGCAAGGGACGCUUCGAUAAAAAUGCACCAAUCUUAUUUAGUCAAUUUAAGGAUUUUUUGCGCAAUAGGGCUGAUUUAAUCGAAACGCUAGAAUUAUCACACAAUAUUACUUUACGCCGAGGUUCCACAAACACUCAGUCUAAUAAAAACAACACAAAACUUAAAGCAAUGGUGUCACUAGAUAAUACAAACACUAGCUCAUCGUCACAAAGUUGUCCUAGAUGUAAUGGCGAUCAUAAUCUAAAUACUUGUCCACAGUUUUUGGCCCUGAGCAUCACUGAAAGAUUAUCCGCAUUACCAAAUUAUAAGGUAUGUUUUAACUGCUUCCGACGCGGUCACUAUGCCACUACUUGCAGGAAAUCGUGCUGUAAAAUUUGUAAACGCAAGCAUCAUACGCUAAUUCAUUGCACCGAUUUCAAACAAAAGACGUCGAGCGACAACACAGCUGAUCGUAGGAAUGCACGCGAUAACUGCAAGGACGAGUCGAUACCUACGACUAACGGUAACUCGGGCGUUACGCUGGCGGCGAAUAUCUCCGCGCAUUCAAAUACAUGCACCUCGACCGACGUCCUGUUGUCAACUGCUUUAGUGAAAUGUUACGAUUCACAUAAUAAGGAAUACGUCGCACGCGCACUCCUCGAUUCCGGCAGCUCGUCGUGUUUAAUGACCGAGAAAUUAUGCAAACAACUUAACUUGCCAAUUGCUAAGGUGGAUAGAUCGAUUUACGGCAUAAAUAACUCAUUAACUCAUAUAGGUAAAAUGUGCAGCGUUCAUAUUAAAUCAUUAUCAGAGUCCUAUUCAUGCGAAUUAAAAUGUUUUGUGCUCCCAAACAUAACGGAUAACGUCCCAGCUAGACAGAUAAAUCUACGAAACAUAAGUAUACCUACAGACGUACAUUUAGCUGAUCCUAAUUUUCAUACUCCCGCUGAGAUUGACUUGAUUAUAGGCGCGGAUCUGUUUUGGUGUUUAUUAGGAUCACGAAAAAUUAGUUUAGGUACUAACAAACCAAUUCUUUAUGAGACCAGACUCGGCUGGCUGGUUUCUGGCCCAAUUAACGGCGGCUAUAUGAUGGACAGAUCAGAUCCUGUUAUGUGUAAUUUUACCAAAGUCGACAGCUAUCAAAGUUCUUCUGAUUUAUGCAUUUUAGAUGACAUUCAAAACCAAUUAACGCGUUUUUGGCAACUCGAGGAGGUCAGCCGUCAGUCAUCAAGUUAUUCUAUCGAAGAACAGAAUUGUGAAGAUCAUUUUGUCAAAAAUAUGACUCGCUUAGAGGAUGGCCGUUUUUGUGUUAAAAUACCUCUAAAGAAUUCUCCUGAGGUUUUAGGCGACUCAUUACAAAGAGCAAAACGCUGUUUUUUAUCUAUGGAACGCAGAAAUAUGUCCCAGCCACCUCUUGACAAAAUGUACAAGGAAUUUAUGUCAGAGUACAUAUCUUUAGGCCACAUGUCUGAGUCUAUAAUUGAUAAAAAUAAGAUUAAUUAUUUUUUACCUCAUCACGGCGUAUUGAGAGAACACAGUUUAACUACCAAGCUACGCGUAGUAUUUAAUGCCAGUGCGCCUACUACUUCCGGUAUGUCCCUAAAUAACUUACAGAUGGUAGGACCAACCGUGCAAGACGAUUUACUGUCAAUUUUAAUCAGGUUUAGAAUGUACAGAUACGUAUUAUCAGCUGACGUGGAGAAAAUGUACCGACAGGUAUCUGUACAUCCCUCUGACAGACACUUGCAGCAAAUCAUCUGGCGUGAUGCUAUGUCAAGUCCACUUAAGGUGUAUGAGUUAAACACCGUCAGUUAUGGCACAGCGAGUGCCCCGUUUCUGGCAACAAGAUGCCUGAAACAAAUCGGCAUUGAAUGUAGUGACAAAGAUAUCUCUGAGGUUAUUAUUCAUGACUUUUACGUAGAUGACCUGCUGACUGGCGCUGACCAAAUCAACCAGGCCCUUUCAAUCCGCAAUAAGGUUACUCAAGCUCUUGCUUCUGCUUGCAUGCCAUUGAGGAAGUGGAGGUCUAAUGAGCCAGCCUUGUUGUUUGAUAACCAAAGUCAGUCACCCUUCAACUUAAACAUUGAAGAUUCCGACGUUCUUAAGACUUUGGGUUUAAAUUGGCAAACGCAAUCGGAUGAAUUAUGCUUUCCAAUAAAUAUUCCUUCCCCAACUAACAACACAAAGCGGGAAAUGCUUGCUAUUAUUGCACGGGUUUUUGACCCUCUAGGAUUGUUAGCUCCGUGUGUCAUCAAAUUGAAAAUCAUGCUGCAAACACUAUGGCUUAAAAAGGUAACUUGGGAUGAGCCACUGCCAGCUGAUAUUUUAACAACAUGGGCUUCACUGAUAAAAUCCUUUCCAACACUAAGCAAUUUACNUACUUGGUGA